Molecule: messenger RNA, 1185 nt
Organism: Chlorocebus sabaeus (green monkey)
Lineage: Eukaryota; Metazoa; Chordata; Mammalia; Primates; Cercopithecidae
Source: RefSeq, a predicted model, not a curated record
AUGUUGUUGGCUGAGCAGCGGCAGAAGCAGAAGUGGGCUGUGAAUAUUCAAAACACUACCUGGAGUAAUGCUGAUUCUAAGUUUGGCCAGAGGAUACUAGAGAAGAUGGAGUGGUCUAAAGGAAGGGGUUUAGGGGUUCAGGAGCAAGGAGGCCCAGAUCAUAUUCAAGUUCAAGUUAAAAAUAACCACCUGGGACUUCAAGCUACAAACAAUAAUGAAGCCAACUGGAUUGCCCAUCAAGAUGAUUUUAACUGGCUUCUGGCAGAACUGAACACUCACCAGAGGCAGGUAACAACAGACUCCUUAGACAACAAGAAAAAGAAAUCUUUUAGUCUUGAGGAAAAGUCCAAAAUCAUCGAAAACUGUGUUCAUCAUAGGAAAUUUACAAAAGAAAAGGAUCUAUCAUCUCAGAGCAAAACAGAUCUUGACUGCAUUUUUGGGAAAAGACAGAGUAAGAAGACUCCCAGGGGUGAUUCCAGUCCCUCCACUCGACAGAACGAAACCACGAUGACAAUCCAUGCUUUCACCAUCCAGGAGUGUUUUGCCAAGCGAAUGGCAGCCCUGAAGAACAGGCCCCAGGUCGCAGCUCCAGGAUCUGACAUUUCCAAGACCCAAGUGAAAUGCAAAAGGGGAAAGAAAAGAAACAAAGAGGCAACAGGUAAAAAUGGGGAGAGUUACCCCCCCACCCAGUCUAAGGCCAAGCGGCCUAAAGAGGGAAAGCCUAAGAGAGACAAGGUUCAGGAGCCGGGGUCCAAGGUGAAAAGAGCACGGGCAGAGGGACAGCGCAGAGGCCCCUGCUGGGACGAGAGUUCUGAGGCCUCUGCUCAGGGUGCAGGGAAUUGUGUGCAGCCACCCGAUGGCCAGGAUUUCACCCUAAAGCCCAAAAAAACAAGAGGAAAAAAAAGUGCAAAGCCAGUAGAGGUAGCAGUGGACACUACGCUGAAAGAAAAAACAAAGAAAGAGAAGAAAGGAAGAAAGGCUCUAAAUGAAUUCUCUCCAACCAGGACUUUCCGACCACUCAGCUGUCAGGGUGCUGCCAGAGCAGACACCUCUGGCCUGAAGUCAGAGCAGAGUUCACCCCAGAGAGCUGGGGCACAUCUUGUCACAUGCCCAUGGGUGGCCGAGUCUUGCCCUCUCACCAUGUUUCUCCCCAAAUUAUGUUCCCAGGAGGGCUUUGUUUUUUAA